Sinocyclocheilus grahami is the source of this 9533-nucleotide messenger RNA. RefSeq names its product voltage-dependent R-type calcium channel subunit alpha-1E-like. The record is from RefSeq and is a predicted model, not a curated record. Bases 221 to 7381 code for a protein of 2386 amino acids. Gene Ontology annotation, biological process: calcium ion import across plasma membrane; chemical synaptic transmission. NCBI's taxonomy places the organism in Eukaryota, Metazoa, Chordata, Actinopteri, Cypriniformes, Cyprinidae. Gene Ontology annotation, molecular function: high voltage-gated calcium channel activity. Gene Ontology annotation, cellular component: neuronal cell body; voltage-gated calcium channel complex; membrane. The transcript is spliced from 49 exons.
ACAGAUGUAGCCUAACAGAAAACAUCGCUUAACAGAAACAUAUUUUCAGAAUACGGGGGCACGACAGAAAAGGAAAAACGGCAUCCACUCGCAGGUGAAUGUGAGGAAUAGUGAAGGAAACUCCGCGGUCCUGCGCGCUAUUGCGGUGAUGGAGCUCAAAGCACUUGUAGCUGCGCUCCGUGUGUCUGAUGCUGAACGAUGCUGAGAGUCUGGCCUCAAGAUGUUGGAAUUGGGCACUUGUUCGGUCAGCGCUCAGACCCUCUCUGACUGCAAUGCCCUGGCAGUCCCGUCUUUCAAUCAGGGCAUGUGUGGAGGGAGCCCGCCACAGCAAAGUUUCCUCCUCCAGUCUCAGGACCCAGAGAGCUGGCUCAAGCACCGGGGAACCCUGGAGGACGGCUCCCACUCCUGUUCACUCCUGGAGCCCCAGAGCCUGGCUGACAGCUUCCUGUCCCAUGCAUCCAGUUUCGACAUGCUCUAUGUCCCCCACGCCCAUCCCAUGGGUCUGGCACCAUCCUCCCUGGAUCUUGGAGGGUCAUGCGAGGGGGCGGCCUCAUUGUGUCUGGACCCCGACAUGCCCGUCAGCCCGAAUAUCAUUAAACGGCGCAGGGGGGGACUCAUUGAACAACGGGACAUCAUUAAAGCACACCAGGCACACAAGAUCCAGAGCACCCCACAGGCCCGGCGCAAGGAAUGGGAAAUGGCUCGCUUCGGAGACGAUGUUCCCGGUCUGCUGGGAGCCGGGGAUGGGGGUUCGGAGCGCAGUCGGAACCGGGAUGCACCGGCGGUAUCCACAGGUGGAGUUUCACCAGCCUUCAAACAGACCAAAGCGCAACGAGCCCGAACCAUGGCCCUGUACAACCCCAUCCCGGUCCGACAGAACUGCUUCACCGUCAACAGAUCGCUCUUCAUCUUUGGAGAGGACAACAUCGUUAGGAAGUAUGCUAAAAAGAUCAUAGAAUGGCCUCCGUUUGAAUAUAUGAUCCUGGCAACCAUUAUCGCCAACUGCAUUGUCCUGGCCUUGGAGCAACACCUGCCUGGAGAGGACAAGACACCCAUGUCAAAAAGACUUGAAAAAACAGAGCCCUACUUUAUAGGAAUGUUUUGUUUUGAAGCCGGAAUAAAAAUCAUUGCCUUGGGAUUUGUAUUCCACAAGGGCUCGUACCUGAGGAAUGGCUGGAACGUCAUGGACUUCAUUGUCGUCCUAAGUGGGAUUCUGGCCACAGCAGGAGCCCACAUGAAUAUUUCAUUAGACCUGCGCACGCUGAGGGCUGUGAGGGUAUUACGGCCCCUUAAACUGGUUUCUGGCAUUCCUAGUCUGCAAAUAGUUCUUAAAUCCAUAAUGAAGGCGAUGGUGCCACUGCUACAGAUUGGUCUGCUGCUGUUUUUUGCCAUUCUCAUGUUUGCUAUUAUCGGACUGGAGUUCUACAGUGGAAAACUCCACAAAAGAUGUGUAGCUUAUUCAAACAUUACAGACUCUGAGAGAGCAGACUCAUCUGAAAUUGAUUUCCCAUGUGGGGCCAAGAAUUGUCCUGAAAAUUAUAACUGCUCCGGCCCGUGGCCCGGACCCAACGAUGGCAUCACUCAGUUUGAUAACAUCUUAUUUUCAAUACUCACUGUCUUCCAGUGCAUCACCAUGGAAGGCUGGACAGCUGUACUCUAUAAUACCAACGAUGCCUUAGGCUCUACUUGGAAUUGGCUCUACUUCAUUCCUCUAAUAAUAAUUGGCUCCUUCUUUGUGUUGAAUCUGGUAUUAGGAGUCCUGUCAGGGGAGUUUGCUAAAGAGCGAGAGCGGGUGGAGAACCGAAGAGCCUUCAUGAAGCUCAGAAGACAGCAACAGAUAGAGAGGGAGCUGAAUGGGUAUCGGGCCUGGAUCGACCGUGCAGAGGAGGUGAUGCUUGCUGAGGAGAACAAGAAUUCAGGACCUUCUGCUUUAGAUGUGCUAAAAAGAGCCACCACAAUAAAGAGAAGAGGGGUGGAUGAUGUUCGGAGAUCUCCAGAGGAACAGUAUGCUGACAUAUCGUCUGUAGGGAUGCCAUUGAACAGAGCCAGCAUACGCAGUGCUAAAAGAGGACCGAAGUCCUAUUUCCGUCGGAAAGAACGCAUGCUACGGAUUUCCGUUCGCCGUAUGGUGAAGACUCACACCUUCUACUGGAUCGUUCUGAGUCUGGUGGCCCUCAACACUUUCUGUGUCGCCAUCGUACACCACAAGCAGCCUCAGUGGUUGUCUAGUCUCCUUUACUUUGCAGAGUUCCUGUUUCUAGGCCUGUUUCUUACAGAGAUGUUUCUCAAGAUGUAUGGACUUGGGCCCAGACUCUAUUUCCACUCCUCCUUCAACUGCUUUGAUUUUGGGGUGAUAGUAGGCAGUAUUUUUGAGGUGCUCUGGGGGUUCUUCAGACCUGGCACAUCCUUUGGGAUCAGCGUUCUGCGUGCCUUGCGGUUGUUGAGAAUUUUCAAGAUCACAAAGUACUGGGUGUCCCUGAGGAACCUGGUUGUGUCUCUGAUGAACUCCAUGAAGUCCAUUAUUAGUUUGCUCUUCCUGCUUUUCCUCUUCAUUGUGGUCUUUGCACUUCUGGGCAUGCAGCUCUUUGGUGGAAGGUUCAUCUUUGAAGACUACACACCCACAAAUUUUGACACUUUUCCAGCAGCCAUCAUGACAGUGUUUCAAAUUCUCACUGGCGAGGACUGGAAUGAAGUCAUGUACAAUGGCAUCCGGUCUCAAGGUGGCGUGAAGUCUGGGAUGUGGUCGUCUGUCUACUUCAUUGUUCUGACUCUGUUUGGAAAUUAUACACUGCUCAACGUCUUCUUGGCUAUCGCUGUUGACAAUUUGGCCAAUGCCCAGGAGCUCACAAAGGAUCAAGAGGAGGAGGAAGAGGCAUUUAAUCAGAAACAUGCCCUGCAGAAAGCCAAGGAGGUUGGGCCAAUGUCCUCUUUCAUGUCCUCAGAGAGGAGGAGAAGGCCCUACCUGUACAGGAAGCGUGCAAUUCACCGGAGCCGUGCGGCUUACUCCUUUGAGGAUUCAGAGAGUCUGGCUGAUGCUCGUCCACUCAAUGCCUCUAACUCUUUCAUGUCCAGGAGAGAGAGAAGGAGGAGAUUGACCAUGUCAGUUUGGGAGCAGAGGACCAGCCAGUUGCGCCGACACAGACAGAUGUCCAGCCGCGAGAUCCUUUUCAGCAGCCCCAGUGAGGAGCACGAUGGACCACCUGGAUGCCUUCACCACAAGAAGCCUGGGAUAUCUCCGUCUAACAGCAAGCGGAUAGCCAUCGAGACCACAACAACCACCACCAUGCCGGAGGCUACCUUAGAGCCACCCAUGGCUAUGGACAUGCCCGUGAAUGAGCAAGCUCUGUCCAUUCCUAUUCCUGAACCCCCUUUAGCUAUUCCAAUACCGGAGCCACCAAUGCCUGUGGACAUAUCCCUCCCUGAACCCCCAGUGACGCUGAACCUACCCCUGACAGAGCUGUCUGAAUCAAAGACCUCACCCGAGGGCACUCUGGACAUCAACAACCAUUGCCCCAGACUGAAUGGAAACAGGCGGCAGCGGGCAGUCCGUAAGUACAGGCCUCCUGCGAUGGGGGACACGCUGACCCCUGAUAUGGGGCCCAGGCCCAGGCCCCGAGGCCCACACCACCGUGAACCUCAAACAGAUGCCAGGGGUAAAGAAACACCACAAGGAGACGGUGGUGUUGACAGUAGAGAACAAAGGCCAUGGAAUGAGGGAGAUGAAAAGGAUUCAAAGAAUGAUGGAGAGAUCAGUCCAGAUGGCAGGGUGCUUGAACAGAGGCAGAACAAACCAGACAACUCUGAAUCAUCAGAAACCAAACCAACCAAUUCCCCCCACAAAAACCCACCUCAGGACUCAGAACCUGCAACUCUACAGCUCACUGACAGCACUCUCCAGCAGUCCCCACAGGCAACUUUGGGUGCCAGCGAGACCGAUAAUAACAACCACGGAUGCUUGAAUCAGGAUAAGUCCUCCUUCAACACCAGCAUCAUGAUAGAGGUCACCGACACUCAGCCAUCCAUGGAGCUGACCUCCAUUACGGGUUUGAGCAUCCCUGCACCACUGAUAACCCUAUUGAUAAGAUCAGCUAGACUGAUUGUUCCAUUUGCUUUCACUGGUGUCUUCACAUUUGAAAUGAUAAUCAAAAUGAUUGAGCAGGGUUUGAUCUUACACGAUGGCUCCUAUUUCCGUGACCUGUGGAACAUUCUGGACUUCAUAGUUGUGGUGGGAGCUCUGGUAGCCUUUGCUCUCACGAAUGUGAUGGGGAGUAACACAGGAAGAGACAUUAAAACCAUCAAAUCACUCCGUGUUCUCAGAGUAUUGAGGCCUCUUAAGACUAUUAAAAGACUUCCCAAACUCAAGGCUGUGUUUGACUGUGUGGUCACAUCGCUAAAGAAUGUCUUCAACAUCCUCAUCGUCUACAAGCUCUUUAUGUUCAUAUUUGCAGUCAUUGCAGUGCAACUUUUCAAAGGGAAAUUUUACUACUGUACCGACAGUUCCAAGGACACAGAAAACGAGUGCAAGGGUUACUACAUUGACUAUGACAAAGACAAGAAAAAGGAGAAACGAGAGUGGAAGAGACGUGAUUUUCAUUAUGAUAACAUAAUGUGGGCUUUGUUGACUCUCUUCACUGUAUCCACUGGCGAAGGGUGGCCGCAAGUUUUGCAGCACUCUGUGGAUGUGACCGAGGAGGACCGGGGUCCCAGUCAGGGAAACAGAAUGGAGAUGUCCAUCUUUUAUGUCAUUUAUUUUGUGGUGUUCCCCUUCUUCUUCGUCAACAUAUUUGUGGCCCUCAUCAUCAUCACCUUCCAAGAGCAGGGUGACAAAAUGAUGGAGGAGUGCAGUCUGGAGAAAAACGAGAGGGCUUGUAUCGACUUUGCCAUCAGUGCCAAACCUUUGACUCGCUAUAUGCCUCAGAACAGACAGACCUUACAGUACCGGCUGUGGCACUUUGUGGUGUCUCCCGUAUUUGAAUACACCAUACUGACGAUGAUUGCCCUUAACACCAUUGUUCUCAUGAUGAAGCAUCAUGAUCCUCGUAUUGAAGGUUAUGACAAUGCUCUAAAAUACCUCAACACUGUGUUCACUGUUAUUUUCACUGUGGAAUGUGUUCUCAAGAUCCUGGCAUUUGGAAUUAUGAAUUAUUUCAGAGACACAUGGAAUAUAUUUGACUUCAUCACAGUCCUAGGAAGCAUCACUGAAAUUGUGGUUGACAAAGUCCACACUGUAAAAGGUUUUAAUAUGGGCUUCCUGAAGUUAUUCCGGGCAGCUCGGCUGAUUAAACUUCUGCGUCAGGGCUACACCAUUCGUAUUCUGCUCUGGACUUUUGUCCAGUCCUUCAAGGCUCUUCCAUAUGUUUGUCUGCUAAUCGCCAUGCUGUUUUUCAUCUAUGCCAUCAUUGGCAUGCAGGUAUUCGGCAACAUCAAGCUAAAUCCCAAAACCCAAAUCAACGAACACAAUAACUUUAGGACAUUUUUUGGUGCUCUCAUGCUGUUGUUUAGGAGUGCAACAGGUGAGUCAUGGCAAGAAAUCAUGUUAUCGUGUUUAGGAGAGAAGGAUUGUGAAAAAGACGAAUCACUCAACAACUCAACAACAAAUGAGAAAAAAGAUUGUGGUACCGAAUUUGCAUACUUCUACUUUGUCUCCUUCAUCUUCUUCAGUUCUUUUCUGAUGCUAAAUCUGUUUGUGGCCGUGAUCAUGGAUAAUUUUGAGUACCUGACGCGUGACUCGUCCAUUCUGGGUCCUCACCACUUGGAUGAGUUUGUACGGAUCUGGGGAGAGUAUGACCGUGCAGCAUGUGGCCGUAUUCAUUACACUGAUAUGUACGAGAUGCUGACCUGCAUGUCGCCACCGCUUGGCCUGGGCAAGAAAUGCCCCUCCAAAGUGGCGUAUAAGCGGUUGGUUCUGAUGAACAUGCCAGUGGAUGAGGACAUGUCCGUCCACUUCACCUCCACACUUAUGGCCCUGAUACGCACUGCGCUGGACAUUAAAAUCGCUCGAGGGGGUGAGGACAGGGGUCAGAUGGACAUAGAAUUGCAGAAGGAAAUCAGUGUCAUCUGGCCACACCUCUCCCAGAAAUCUCUUGAUCUGUUUGUACCCGUCCACAAAGCUAGUGACAUGACCAUUGGGAAGAUUUAUGCAGCCAUGAUGAUCAUGGACUACUACAAGCAGAACAAAGCUAAGAAGCUCCGUCAACAGCUUGAGGAACAGAAACAUGCACCGAUGUUCCAGCGCAUGGAUGCGUCUUCACUGCCACAGGAAAUUCUCUGCAGUGCCAAAGCUCUGCCAUUCCUGUCACACAAUGCAGGAUCUGCCCUGAGUAGAGGUGGGUUUGUAGCACUGAGUCCCAUAUCACCCCAAGACCUCUUCAUGCAGCCCUUGGCCCAAGACAGCAUGGAAGAGAGGGAUGAAUACCAACACCAGUAUCACCUUCAGAGUAUGAUGCCAGAGCACAAAGACUUUAGCAGUGUGCUGUGCCCCACUAGCAUGGAGGCUGAUCCUCUGCAAGUGCCAGGGAGAGGUGUCUCUAUCCGAGCCUCUUCCAUGCCUCGCCUGGCGGUAGAGCCACAGGUGUCUUCAGAGAGUAAACUGAUGAAGCGCUCAUUCUCCACGAUCGGUGAUCAGUGUGUGAAUGGUGACUGGCAGGAAGAGUUCUCUCUGGAGAGGGUGAGCCCAGACCGACUGGAAAGACCCAGGCAAAGAAGCUUUAGAGCUGUCAGGUCAAACCUGCGGGAGCCAGUGGACAAAGAGAGAGGACGGUCUAAAGAGCGAAGACACCUGCUGUCUCCAGACGUGUCUCGCUGCAACUCAGAGGAAAGGAGUCAGUCCCAGGAGAGACGCCACUCUCGAUCGCCCAGUGAGGGCAGGAAACACACGACCCUCGGACAGGGAAAUAGUUCAUGCAGCCCAAUUCCCUCCACUUCUGAUUCAGGGACGCCUCGAGGGCGCCGCCAACUCCCACAGACACCUUCUCGGCCUCGGCCCCACAUCUCCUACUCUCCGUUAGUGUGCCGUGCCCAUCCGACACAAGGAGAGGUACAGUCACUGGUACUGCCCACAGAGGAAGGGGAGGGUCCAACCGGGACCGGGCAAGGCACCGCUAUGGCCCACUCUACCCCUCACCGCUACAUCUCAGAGCCAUACCUGUCACUGCAGGAGGACGUUAACGGUCCAGACUCAAGUGGUGUAGAGGAGACUCUCACUUUUGAGGCUGCCAUGGCAACCAGCCUGGGAUGUUCCAACACCAUCAGCUCUGCUCCACAACUACGUCAUAACUGGCAGGUGCCUAACGGGCAUUUCCGUAAACGACUAGCACAAGCCACAUCAGGGACGUCAGGCUGUGAGCUUCUCAGUGACACUGAUGAGGAUGACCGGUGUUAGAUUGACAUUCGGGUUGAUGCCUCUGAACUUUGUGCCUCAAUCUAAGGAAAAAAUAUGCCUGUGUGUGUUUAUUUGUUUGUCUGUGAAUGUGGAGUCUGAUCAGAGAUGUGUAAUCAUCUCCGAAGAACCAUACUAAAGAUUUAAAGAUCACAAAGCAUGAGCACACUGAGGUUGAAGAUCGGGUUUGUGCCCUUACACUUUCUCUGAACCCACCCGCAGAUAAAGUGCUGGCUAAUGCAGAUGCAUCCAAAAGCAUCAUCAGGAUUUGGGUCUUGCCUGAAUGCACUCAGGUUUCUAAACCUGCCUCCACAUAUUGAGAUGUCCCAUCAGCAGAAAAUCUGUAUACUGAUAAGGACAUUGUGUUCAGACACAGCGUUUACAUGGUCCUUUCCUGGCAUGAUAUACAGCAGUGUACAUGUGGAAGCCACUUAUUUUUGAUUUUCAGAGGCUGAUGGGCAGAUAACAGAUGUGUAACGGGGGAUUUGACAUCCUGAUUGUUCUGCUACCUGUGUCGGUGGUUUAUUUAGGAGGUACACACAAGCUUAUGCUCUAAUACACACACUAAGAAUGCAGGAAGUGAUGUUCAGUCUGUCUAUGACAAGAGGUAAAUACCCCUUUAACUACAUAUCGUAAUAAUGACUGACAUUCUAUGAAGGUAACAGGGAUGUGAAGGGCCUGAUAAAUUGUGCAUGACGUUAAUGCAGGUGGAUCUAGGUGACAUCCUGGCCUUUAACAGUGGAGUCUAUAUGGAGGACUCGUGUAUCGUAUGUAAAUACUAUAAAUCCAGUAUAUGUACUAAGAAGAUUCCAAGCCAUGUUUUCUGUAAAGAACUUUGUCUUAAAGUCAAAGUUCUUAAAGAUAUUAUCUUUUUUGACAUGAUGACCAAUCCCUGUCCUCUCUAUUUGUUAUGCGAACUAUUUGAAAUGGUUAUGGUUCACAUACACCAUGCUAUGUUUGAUUAGAUCUUAUCAUCUAAUUCUUUUCUAGCUGAUUUUUCUUGGCCCUUAAGAACAUUUCUAAAGUCUCUCUUUGGGUGAAUCUCACAAAGCCUGUCGGGGUCAUUAUUUCACCACAAAGCCAAGAGGAAAAAUAGCGUAUUAUAUUUUGCAGAAAGAAAAUGAAGUGUUCAUUAUGCAAGCAACCACUAUGAAUUUUUGCAUUGCUACAUAGAUUUUUUUACUUGUGCAGUAAAUGCAAUACAAAAGUAUAAUGGGUUGCGAACAUUACUUCAAAAUGUAUUUUUGAAGUAUUUAUACAGUAGAGUCUUAUGAGAAUCUUGUGAGAAUAAUAAUGAUAAAAAAUUCUGGAUGCACUGCAAUCAUGAGAAUUUGGAGGAAAAAUGUACUUAAUUGUCAUAAAAACAAUGUCACAAUGCAAAUAAUCUUAAUGGUACAGAAAUAGGGAUUCUUCCUUCCUAUGCAAAUUAUAAUUUCAAAGCAACAACAACAACAAAAAGGGUAAGAUAUGACCUGUACAUGUUUUACUGUGAUUCACCCCUUUAGCUCUAUUAAUAGAAUGGGAAAGCAAUUUCAAUGAGUGUUUGUUGCCUUAGGGUUCAUUUGUAAUGUUUAUUGUGAAUUUCCAUAUAUAGUUUGGCUUAGAAACUGAACGAGUCCUGUAGUUUAAACUGAUGAGAAGCAUCACCUCCUUCUUACGUGCUAGGCCUUGCAGAAAAGCUGCUCUUGCAAAUGCAUUUGCAGAAAUUCAAAAUGUACGUUUAGACUAAAUAUGGUGAGCUGGGUUUGAAACAGCUGUAGGAAGUGGGCAUAGCGUGUAACAUUAGUCUUUGAGUAUUGUAGCAGAAGUAUGGAACCAAUGUUAUUGGUCACCCAACAUGCCUCCUCAGACUGGUCUCCUCUCUCGAUUCCACACAAAUAAAUACAAAGAAACAAACAAAACAUUAGAUAAUACUAUUACAAAAGAUAAUAACACAGCAUUUUUAAAGUAAUAAACAUCUUUUGUUAGCUUCUGUAUAUCCAGCAUCUUAUUAAAAUCAUUUUAAAAUCAGUUGCCCCUUAAAAGAGAAUUUCUGUAUCAUGUGUUGUGUUGUAAUUUGUUUUCUUGACAUGUUCUUGAAUGUGAAUAUUUGGUAUUUGUUCUUCAUGGCCUGCUGGGGGUCGCUGCCUUGUGAAUUAUAUGAAAUAAAAAAAGA